AUGCGCAUCAGUAAUGAAAUAAAGCGCUUUGCUGAGGACACCAACCUGAAACACACACGAGAGGAAGGGGCUCCCCGCCCCCGCGCCCCGCCAGGUGCAGCGGCCGUGCGCUCCCAGCGGAGGCGCCCCGAGGCGGGCGGGAGGCUCCGGGAGACGCGGACCUGCCGGCCGCGGCUGCGGGAGAGCCAGGGAGCCCGCCCGGGCUCGGACGGGCGCUGCAGCCCCGGCGCCCCUUACCUGCUCCGGGCGGCCGUGGCCGCGGGAGGCGCGCUCGGUCCGGCGCAGGCAGCCCCGGCCGAGGUAAGGAGGCUGCUACCGCGGCCGCCGCGAAGGACAAUCAGCAGCCUGCGGACUCGGCACCGCCGCGGCGGGCGCAAGACGCACGAGUCCGGGAGCCCGGCCCCCGCUCCAGCCCGCAGCCCCGCGGCGGGGCGGGGCCGAGGCCGGAGGGGAGGGGCGGGGCGGGGCCGCUCCGCCCGCGGGGCGAGAACGCGGUGGACGCUGUGUAAGAGGCGCCUGCUGAUUGGCUGCGAUAGGGGUGCACGUCUCCGAUUUGAAGACAGGCUCGCCAGCAGCGCUCCCUCAUUGGUCGAGCCUACGAUCCACCAUCCUUCGUUAACUAGUGCUGACCUGGAAAUGAGAAGCUUCCUCAUCAAGCCACUUGGAAACUGAGUGACUCCUUCUUGCACACAGAAGAUUAAGAAAUGCGUAAGGAGGAGCCAUUGCGGAAUGGAAAGCCUUGGUGCUGCGGCAGGAGAAACAAUCUGCGGGUGUGCACACACAGACGUCGCGCUGCCAACUAAGACGGCGCUUGAGGGGACGGCACUCUUGUUUUGUUGCCUCUAUUUUCUUAACUCGUGUAGUUUUCUCAUGACUACCCCUUUAUCCCCAAAUUCCCUCUCCCUGGUAAAUGAGCAGGAAACAAAGGAACUUAAUAGAUAAGUCUCUGAGAUCUGAGUUUAAAUUCUAAGAUUAAAAAAACAGAAACCAUGUAAGCAAAAAAAGAUAGAGAGAGACACACUAAAUAAUAAUAAAUUUGAGAUUACAGACCUGACUGAUACCACCUCAGGCAGGUGAUCAAGGCCAAUGUCAAGAGUGAUGACAAGUCAUGUUGACAGUGUGUGUGGUCUUCCUUCCCAGAACCCCGAACCCCCGUCUAAGCAUGGGAGAAACAGCAGACAAAUCCUAACAGAGGAGCACAUGCUACAAAAUAGUUAACCAGUACUACUCAAAACUGUCAAGGUCCUCAAAAACAAGACAGGUCCGAGCCCGUCACAGCCAGGAGCAGGUUAAGGAAACGUAACAAGUAAACGUAAUAUGGUAGCUUAGAUGGGAUCCUGGAAGAGACAAGCAACGCCGUGUAAAACUAAGGAAAGCUGAAUAAAGUAUGGGCUUUGGUUAAUCACAAUGUAUCAAUAUUGGUUCAUUAAUUGUGAUGAACGUGCUAGGUUCCUAAAAGGGAAAACUAGGUGUGUGGUAUAUGUGAACUCUCUGUACUAUCUUUGUUAUUUUUCAAUAAAGGUAAAACUGCUUUAAAAAUGAAGUUUACUUUUAAGAGAUUAUAUAUAUGUUUGCGCACGUGUAUAUAUGUAUACACGAAGGAUACUGAAGUAGCUCAAGAGCUCGUGGAAGAUCUGGACACCCAAGGUUGGGAAGAAGCAGUCAGGUCCGCAGCAGCCCCUCUCAACUGUGGCACUGCAUUCAGUGCGACUCAGCUCUGUCAUCCCUCAGGCACUGUGUCCCUCGGUCCCACGUUUCAGUCCCCAAAGAGAAGAGCCCAUUGCCUGCGCCUGGCUGUCUUCACCCUGCCCAGGUUUUGGUGCUAGAAUCAUGGCUGCUGUCCCCAUGCCUGUGUCCAGGCGACCAGUUCAUAAAAGGGGAAGCUGUGACCCAGGCAGGUCCCUUUCUGGAAAUACUGAGUCAGAUGCUGUAAGUUAAGAAGAGGCUUAGCUGAUAAAGUCAAUAGCCUAAAACUUCAAGGCCAGAUGUCCCAAAACAAAGGACAAAGGAGCAUCCUUGUCAUUUGCAUUUGCCAUUUUACAUGCUAGAAAAGCUCUUCUGUUGAUUACUACAUUUUACGAAAUCAAGAUUCAUAAAAACUGAUUUCUAAAAGAAAUUGGUUUAGCCCCCAAGGACUCACGCCAACUCUCCUGACUUCUAAAUACAACUCCUUAACUUUUUAAAAAACUAUUUUAAGGAAAGUCUGCAAAGGUUCACGGUGAUGGAAACCAUGGAAGUUUUGCCACAUUGGUGCAGAGGCAGGGAGACCAGUGCAAUGGAGACCCCCCUAGGAGAGGCCUGGGAUGGUCAACGACUGAAGGGCUGCCGCCCCCCAGCCUCUGCUAGGCCACGUGGCUGGCGCCUUGGCAGAAAUUAGGAAAAGACACCACUCUUCAAGAUACUUCACUUCCGUUUGCUGGAAAUUUGCUGUAAUAUGCUGCUUUUGGUAGAACAAGACACUUCACUCCCACCUGCCAGGACUAAUAAAACUACAAACGUGUGAUACCUAUGACAUAACCACGGUUGCCUGUGUGCUGCCCAAGCUAUGUGACCCUAUGCUGUCACUCUGGGCGCCACCGCCUGCUACGAGCAAGUGUCAUUUAUUUAGAGCUUGGCAAGCUUGAGCUCACUUUCAUGCCUCCUUGUAUAUGAUUCUCCCAACAGAGUGGGCGUUCCAGCUGUCACAGGUAAUCGUUAUUUUGUUUACCUUGGAUUGAAAUAAAGAACGCAGCUCUUGCACUGAUCCUGUAAUUGCAAUGCCUUUAACCGUAACAGUGGGGUAACAGCAGUUGUGGUGCUGA
Aethalodelphis obliquidens (Pacific white-sided dolphin) is the source of this 2801-nucleotide messenger RNA. RefSeq lists its product as uncharacterized. The transcript has 3 exons. Bases 1 to 672 code for a protein of 223 amino acids. Lineage: Eukaryota; Metazoa; Chordata; Mammalia; Artiodactyla; Delphinidae. The record is from RefSeq and is a predicted model, not a curated record.